AUGAAUCAUAGCCACAUAUCACCGAUACCAUACACCUGCAUAGAAUGUGGUGGAGAUUCAUUACGGUUUCCUACUCCUGAAGAACUCGAGAUACAUAUCGCCAGCGAUCACCUCAAUUACUGUCCAUACGAGUACGUUGUCGCUUUUGAUCUUUACAAAGAUUCUAAAGGGUGCGAACGUUGCCGAUUUGCAAAGUUCCCAACGGAAUUUGCACUUAUUUCACACUGCAAGAGCGACCAUGGGUUAAAGGAGUUCUUUGUGCGUUAUCGCUUUACUCCCGAAGGUGAGCGGAAAACCAUGGAACUCAAAUUGAAGAUGCGGGCAUCACUUCGUCUGCGUUCGGAUGACCAUCUGGGACUUGGUACAUCAAAUGGACAUGCAGGCCUUUUCCCAGUGGACAAGUAUGAAGAUCCAGACAGUUUCCCAUCAUCAGUCGAUCCGUCUGGAUCCUCAUGUGACCAUGCAUCCGGAAGUGUACAGCCAAGCUCAGGAUCAUCGGGUAGUACCGGCGGAGUCGUACCCCCAGCCACUUCACCUUCUAUUCCUGUAACUCCCACUUCUGUUGUUCCUCAUAUUCAACGCAAUGUACUGAGCUCAGCACAGCACAGUCUGGGAAACUAUGGAGGUUCUGCUGAUUCAACCCCUCAACUGCACAUCUCACAUGGACACCAUGGUUAUGGAGGUGGAUAUCCUUCUGCCACUGGAACAUCUUCAGCUCUGGAACUAUCGCCAAUGGACUUUGCUAGUGAUGCGAUGAGCUCAGGAAUGGAUUUUGCUGCUUUAAUAGGAGAGGGUGAAGAACUCGUUAGGAAAGUCAGUUAUGUUCCUAAGGACGCUGUAACUUGUCAGAUAUGCGGGUUGAAGGUGUCGAAUCAAAGAUCCAGCCUCGUUUACCAUGCAAAUACAAAACACAUCAAACUUAAUCUUUAUCAAUGUGCCGUAUGCCAAAAAACAUGGCAGACAAUUGCAAAAUCGGAUGUAUUAAAACAUGUCAAGGCAAUUCACAAUGGUGACGAGAGCAUGAUAAUUGACAACCGAAAGCGUCUCGGAUACCAACUGCGAAUGUUUACUGCUCGAUGUUUCCCACCAAAGCCGAGCAACAAGGCUAAGCCUCUUACAGCAGGGUGCUCUCCACCCCGUCACGGCGGUCCUUCUUCUGAACCUGAUUAUGGAAGCAUUCAUGCUGAGUCAGCGAGUCAAAUUCUGCAGUCAUUCAUUGGAGCCGGUGGCAACAACCCAGUGAACAUUCCGAAGGAGGAACCUGAUAUGGAUCAUGAUGAGGGCGAUCACGAAGAAGGCGGCGAUGGUUUAGAUGAAGUUGACAACGGAUAUGGCGAAUCAAGUGUUAUGCAAGCCGCUUUGGCUUGCAUGGUUGCUCAGCAACAACAACAACAACAACAGCAUCAACAACAACAACAAAUAGUUCACCCAGAUCAUCCCUGA
Messenger RNA from Necator americanus (New World hookworm), 1443 nucleotides. RefSeq lists its product as uncharacterized. The record is from RefSeq and is a predicted model, not a curated record. Bases 1 to 1443 code for a protein of 480 amino acids. Lineage: Eukaryota; Metazoa; Nematoda; Chromadorea; Rhabditida; Ancylostomatidae. The transcript has 11 exons.